AUGGCUGCAACAAUGGCGAUGAGGACUGUUUGCCAUGGUUUGAGAUAGAUGUCUGGUUCAGAAUCGUCGGAACCAGUGGGACCGGCACCUCUCCUUUUCGCAAAUUGGGAAAAGUUGACAAGGGUUGGUGUUGGCUCAUUGACGAUAGUUGGCGGAGGUGUAGGGGCAGAGGCGAUGGUAUUUGAUGAACUCUACGCUGCUGUCUGCUUGAAAGGGGAUGGCAAGGCUGAUGGCCCCUCAGUGCCACCGGCAAUAGUGCUGAUUGGGAGACCUUGA
Hymenoscyphus albidus is the source of this 276-nucleotide messenger RNA. NCBI's taxonomy places the organism in Eukaryota, Fungi, Ascomycota, Leotiomycetes, Helotiales, Helotiaceae. The record is from the annotation of a GenBank genome assembly.